GUUAUAGUAGUAAUGACAGACGGCAUGCAAACAGUAGGAGGUGGUCCCUAUACACCACUUUACGAUGCAUCGGAACAACUCAGAAAAAAGAACAUCGAGAUCUAUACAGUAGGUGUUGGUCCAGCCAUCAGUCUUCAGCAGCUCGUAGAGGUUGCGACUUCCCCAAAUUAUGUCUACAGUGUUCCUGGAUUUGAUAGCUUGUUGAAUGAAGUGGAAAARAUUCAGCUCGUAACAUGUGAUUGCUACGAGCCUCUUGACAUCGGGAUCAUUCUUGAUGGCUCAAGUAGUAUCGUCACWGGUGCAGCUGGUUACAGCAAUUUUGACGAUGCUAAGGAUGCUAUUGUGAGCUUGCUMAAGCAACUUCAUGUUGGUAAGGGUGACGACAAAUCCCACUUUGGCCUAAUAAUGUUUAGUGACGUAGCAAGAACCAAAGUAGAGCGUAGACUUACUGACUCUCAAGAUUUUGCAACUGCUGAAAAGGAAAUCAAAGCCAUCAGCAUCCGUGGAGGAAACACGUACACCACACAUGCUCUGGAAUUAGCUGGCAAGACGUUUUUCCACCCAGGGUACAACGGCAACCGUGAAAAUAUCAGAGAUAUUGCUAUUGUUCUAACCGACGGUGGAAGUGAUGAUGGAUAUACUGGUCCUAAUAAAGAAUAUAUAAAGGAUACGCCAAUUAUUGCUGUUGGUAUUGGAUCUAGUAUUAAAUUUGACGAUCUCGUGAAAGUGGCCCGCAACAAUGCAAGCAUGACCGUCCAAGCGAAUGAUUUUAGCGAAUUGAAGAAGAAACUCGGUGACAUUGUUCAAUUAACAUGUUAAGGAGUGAUCUUGCUUCAUCCGUCAACUGACAUSAAAAGAUUAGAGUAGAACAUUCAAUAUGUAAUACUUGUCUGUCAGUAAACUAUAAUAUGWUAAUCUUAAAAGUGCUAUUGCUUAAUACGCGUUAUCGCCAAUCAAGUAUAUUACACGUGUUACUAAUACAAUGAAAAGCACAAAAUAAAUAUGAAUACACGUC
Molecule: messenger RNA, 1015 nt
Organism: Exaiptasia diaphana
Lineage: Eukaryota; Metazoa; Cnidaria; Anthozoa; Actiniaria; Aiptasiidae
Product: collagen alpha-6(VI) chain
Source: RefSeq, a predicted model, not a curated record